Messenger RNA from Ceratina calcarata, 3697 nucleotides. RefSeq names its product importin-7 msk (gene msk). The record is from RefSeq and is a predicted model, not a curated record. Lineage: Eukaryota; Metazoa; Arthropoda; Insecta; Hymenoptera; Apidae. The transcript is spliced from 15 exons. Gene Ontology annotation, cellular component: nuclear envelope; cytosol. Gene Ontology annotation, biological process: protein import into nucleus. Gene Ontology annotation, molecular function: small GTPase binding. Bases 96 to 3269 code for a protein of 1057 amino acids.
GACGAGGGAGUAGCGAGGUGAAUGCGCCGGGUCGAAUUCGUGAAGAAGAGUCAAAAAUUUAUUCACCGUCGUCUACCAAGGAAACCGAUUACAACAUGGAUGUACGAAAAGUGACGGAAUUAUUACGAGCCACGAUCGACCCAGCGCAACAAAAACAAGCUGAAGAGCAGCUGAAUCAGAUUCACAAAAUUAUUGGUUUUGCACCAACUUUGCUCCAAGUGGUAAUGACUGCAGGAGACAUGCCUGUACGACAAGCUGGUGUUAUAUAUUUGAAGAAUUUAAUUACAACAAAUUGGGCUGACAGAGAAAAUGAAAAUGGACCAGCCAAAUUUACUAUCCAUGAACAAGAUCGUUCAAUGAUCCGUGAUGCGAUUGUUGAUGCUCUGGUACAUGCACCAGAACUUAUCAGAGUACAAUUGGCUGUUUGUGUUAAUAAUAUAGUGAAACAUGACUUUCCUGGAAGAUGGACACAAAUAGUGGACAAAAUUACAAUAUAUUUACAGAAUUCAGAUGCUUCCUGCUGGCCAGGUGUUUUACUUGCACUUCAUCAACUUGUAAAAAACUUUGAAUAUAAGAAAGCAGAAGAAAGAGGCCCGCUGAAUGAAGCAAUGAAUCUUUUGUUCCCUAUGAUUUACCAAUUGAUAUUGCGACUUCUACCAGAUAAUUCGGAGCAAUCAGUACUGCUACAGAAACAGAUACUGAAAAUAUUUUUCGCUCUUACGCAGUACACACUUCCUUUAGAUCUGAUUUCGAAAGAAGUAUUUUCACAAUGGAUGGACGUGGUGAGACAAGUAGCCGAUAGACCUGUUCCGCCCGAAACUAAUAACCCAGAGCUGGACGACGAUGAACGAGCAGAGUUGCCAUGGUGGAAAUGUAAGAAAUGGGCUUUACAUAUUCUACACAGAAUGUUUGAGAGAUAUGGAAGCCCUGGAAAUGUAACCCAGGAAUACAAAGAAUUCGCUACAUGGUACUUGAGGACAUUUAGCGGAGGAAUACUCGAAGUUCUUUUGAAAAUUCUGGACCAAUAUCGAAGAAAAAUAUACGUAUCGCCUAGAGUAAUUCAACAAUCAAUUAAUUACAUUAAUCAAGGAGUGAGCCAUGCGUAUUCAUGGAAAUUCUUAAAGCCACAUAUGUUUGAGAUUAUUCGUGAUGUACUCUUCCCAAUUCUCUCGUAUUCCGCUGCAGACGAAGACCUAUGGAAAAAUAAUCCAUACGAAUAUAUUAGGGUGAAAUUUGAUAUAUUCGAAGACUUUGUGUCCCCGGUUACCGCGGCGCAGACUUUAUUACAUUCAGCCUGUAAAAAACGUAAAGAUAUGCUUCAAGAAACUAUGCAAUUCUGUAUGGAAGUCUUAACCAGUCCGAAUGCUGACCCCAGACAAAAGGAUGGUGCGUUGCAUAUGGUUGGAAGUUUAGCAGACGUGUUGUUAAAGAAAAAAGUUUAUAGAGAACAAAUGGACAAAAUGUUACUGCAAUACGUAUUUCCCGAAUUUAACAGUCCUCACGGACACAUGAGGGCGAGAGCAUGUUGGGUGCUGCAUUAUUUCUCGGAAAUAAAAUUUAAACAAGAACAAAUAUUAGUUGAAGCUGUGCGGUUGACAACAAAUGCACUUUUAACGGACCAAGACCUACCAGUUAAGGUAGAAGCUGCUAUUGCAUUGCAGAUGCUUCUCUCUGCUCAAGAGAAGGCACAAAAAUAUGUAGAACCCCUAAUCAAGCCUAUAACCCUUGAAUUAUUGACUAUCGUACGGGAAACGGAAAAUGACGAUUUAACGACUGUUAUUCAAAAAAUUGUUUGUACAUAUUCGGCACAGCUUAUGCCAAUUGCAGUUGAAAUGUGCCAACAUCUUGCUGCAACUUUCAGUCAGGUUUUAGAAACAGAUGAAGGCAGUGAUGAAAAGGCUAUAACUGCUAUGGGAUUGUUAAAUACAAUAGAAACGUUGUUAACUGUAAUGGAAAAUCAACCACAAAUCAUGGCGCAAUUGCAACCAACGGUUCUUCAAGUUGUUGCCCACAUUUUUGGGGAAAGUGUGAUGGAAUUUUAUGAAGAAGCUCUUGCGUUAGUUUAUGAUCUUACCGGAAAGACGAUUUCAGAAGAUAUGUGGAAAGUAUUAGAAUUAAUGUAUCAAUUGUUUCAAAAGGAUGGCUUUGAAUAUUUCACAGAUAUGAUGCCUGCACUUCAUAAUUACAUUACUGUUGAUACACCGGCAUUUUUAUCUAAUGAAAAUCAUAUAUUGGCUAUGUUCAAUAUGUGUAAAGCUGUGUUGACCGGUGAUGCUGGAGAAGACCCGGAAUGUCACGCUGCCAAAUUAUUAGAAGUAAUAAUUUUACAAUGUAAAGGUCACAUCGAUCAGUGUAUACCUUCGUUCGUGCAAUUGGUACUGGAGCGCUUAAUGCGCGAAGUUAAAACAUCAGAAUUGAGAACAAUGUGUUUGCAAGUAGUGAUCGCGGCCCUUUAUUAUAACCCAGCGCUUUGUCUCGACACAAUGGACAGAUUACAAGGAAAUUUCGGACAAUCAACAGAGCCUAUUGCUUCACAUUUUAUCAAGCAAUGGAUACACGAUACGGAUUGCUUCUUGGGAUUGCAUGACAGGAAGUUAUGCGUACUUGGAUUAUGUACUUUAAUUAGUAUGGGUCCGGCAAGACCACCAGCGGUAAAUGAAUGUGCUCAGCAAAUUAUCCCAUCUUUAAUUUUACUUUUCGAUGGACUCAAAAGAGCUUAUGCAGCAAAAGCUUCAGAUACCGAUGACGAAGAAAACGAAGAAGAUGAUAGUGAUAUUGACGAAGAGGUGCUGUCAUCAGAUGAAGAUGAAAUCGAUGAUGCUAGUCAAGAAUAUUUGGAGAAGUUACAAGAAAAGGUGACGAGGUCGUCUACGCAACAUGGUUUUACCGUAUCAUCUUCAAUUCAAGACGGGCAUGGUGAUCACAGAUCGGACGAUGACGGCGAUGAUUCCGAGUACGAUGCCAAUGAGGAAACUCCACUUGAAUGUUACACCACCCCUUUGGAUUCCGAUGAUAUGAAUCAAGAUGAAUACGUCGUCUUUAAAGAAGUAAUGCAAAAUAUCGAAAGAACAGACAUGGUCUGGUAUAGAGCAUUAACUGGCCAUUUAACUGCAGAACAGCAAAAAGCGUUACAGGAAGUUAUUCUCUUAGCAGACCAACGUAAAGCAGCCGUUGAAAGUAAAAGAAUUGAGCAGAGCGGAGGUUAUGCUUUUCAUUCGCAAACUGUACCUACGUCGUUCAAUUUCGGUGGCACGCCUCUGAGCGGAUAGACUCCCGAUCGUUUAUAUUUUUAGCUUAAAUUCCAGGGAAUAUGUUCUGAUCUCGAUUUCCAAAUCAUCUGUGCUUCUUCGCCGAGCUUACGUCAGUCCAUCGUCCAGCGCGAUCGAAUCUUUUUUUUUUACGAAAAAAAAGAACAGAUAUUGUACGUGCAAAUGAAAAAAGUAUGGAAGAACGCAUGUAAAUGUAUGUAUGUACCCAAUAGAAAAAGAAAGGGUAGAGGGAAAAAACGAAAGGUGAUAAAGGAGGAAGUAGUUCGGUCGCUCUUGAAGCGCUCGAAAAAGUGCCUUCAAACACGCUCGACGCGGAUGGAACCUAAUUUAAAGAAAGCAAAUUGGAUCGAGGCUAGGACGCUUCUCUAGUUUGUAAGUUUCGUAAACACUGUACUAAAGUAUAAUAAAUUAAUGCUAACUAAAAAUUA